GUGCUCUUCCGUCACUGAGUACACGCCUUCGGGGGCAACGAAGGUCGAGUCAUUUUCCAUGCUGCCCACGGGAUGUGAGGCUGCAACGGCCAGUGGGUAGCUUGGGCCGACCAGAUGGCGAAGACGGCGAGGACGUGAUCCGGAAGGGACUUGGCCUCUUGUGUCGGAUGACCAGGGCCGGCGCUGAACCAGUCUCACUGGUACCAGCCACCAUGAUCUCUCUCAAGUCGACGGGGCGAUGGCGAGCAGCAACUCUUGCACGGUUGCAUCGGCGCGUCCGCAGAUGGAACUCGACGGCCACCGUGGCUCACCCGGCUGGUGGCCAUCUCCCCUCUGUAGCUACAUCCUCGUUUCUCCGGACAACCCGCGACUCAGCCCUCCGCACGGCAGGGAUACACUGGACAGAUGAACAGGAAUCGGGGUCGUCGGACAGUCUUAUCGCGGGGCGCGAAACGCGCAAGAUGAACAUGUACCAAGCAGUCCGCGACGCGUUAAGCAAUGCAAUGAUGAGAGAUGACACGGCGGUGGUGUUCGGUGAAGAUGUGGCUUUUGGUGGAGUGUUCCGAUGUACAAUGGGGUUAGCAGAGGAAUUUGGCAGAGAGAGGGUAUUCAAUACCCCGCUGAGCGAACAAGGUAUCGCUGGUUUCGGGAUAGGAAUUGCGGCUAUGGGCCAAACGGCAAUCGCUGAGAUCCAGUUCGCCGACUACAUCUUCCCCGCAUUUGAUCAGAUCGUCAACGAAGCCGCGAAAUACCGCUACCGCUCGUAUGGUCAAUUUGACGCUGGGUCGCUUACCAUUCGAUGCCCUUCGAUGGCGGUUGGACAUGGUGGACACUAUCAUUCCCAGAGUCCCGAGGGAUUCUUCAUGGGCGCAGCAGGAAUCAAGGUUGUCAUCCCUCGUUCUCCUACUCAAGCAAAGGGUUUACUGCUUGCAUCUAUUCGCGACCCGAACCCAGUAAUCUUCAUGGAGCCCAAGAUUCUGUAUCGCUCUGCGGUUGAACAAGUGCCUGUGGGCGACUAUCAACUACCUCUUUCGAAAGCGGAAACGCUGAUUCGGGGCUCGGAUCUUACUGUGCUCUCCUGGGGUACACCCAUAUAUCACUGCGAGACUGCGUUGCAUAUGCUCGCUAACCCAUCCGAUAAACUCUCGUCGCAUGUACCAUCGUCGGUGCGUGGUGCGAAGGUGGAACUCAUAGACUUGCGUACCAUCCUCCCAUGGGAUGUCGAUACUGUCGCAGAGAGUGUCAACCGCACAGGCAGGCUCGUCGUUGUCCAUGAAGCUGGUCGUGUGGGCGGCGUUGGUGCUGAGAUUGGCGCGGAAAUCCAGAGGAGAUGCUUCUUGAAGCUUAACGCGCCGGUCAAGCUGAUCACAGGAUGGGACAUGCCUGUCCCCAUGCAAUUCGAAAAGUUCUACAUGCCGGAUUCUUUGCGGAUACUUGACGGGAUUAUUGAGGCAUUGACAUACUAAUUGUGAUAUCAUCUGUACUGCUAGUCGUGGAUAUUCUGACCCCUGUACUUGAGUCCAAUGGAAGGAACUGUACGUAGUACUGUUGCAAUAGGUAUAGGCUUGCCCAAGAUUCUGAUGUAGAUACAUCGCUUUCCCUGUAUUUCUCGUUCAUGAUCACGCAAAGUGGAUCCAUGCACAAAGCAAAGCGUUUUACAAACUGUGGCGAGGACACGGAUGUAGUCACUAGCUUCGUAC
This is a messenger RNA of Rhodofomes roseus, 1700 nucleotides long. RefSeq names its product pyruvate dehydrogenase. The transcript is spliced from 9 exons. The coding region runs from base 168 to 1466 and encodes 432 amino acids. The record is from RefSeq and is a predicted model, not a curated record. Gene Ontology annotation, biological process: response to nutrient; branched-chain amino acid catabolic process. Gene Ontology annotation, molecular function: catalytic activity. NCBI's taxonomy places the organism in Eukaryota, Fungi, Basidiomycota, Agaricomycetes, Polyporales, Fomitopsidaceae.